CGACUGUGGUCGAUCAUAGUGUUCAGAAGCAGUAUCGAGCAAAAGCACAUUCGAAAUAGCAAAGAGUGUAAUACUAUUAAAUCCAAGGAAUUGUUUUUGUGGAGAAAAUGUCAUCACUGCAAACUCUGGUGAUAUUAACACUAUGUUGGAAUGCAGCAUACGGCAUACACGAAUUCCUGUCAAACGCUAGAGAAACUAAACCGUCUGAAACAAUACAGCCAAGUAUAGAACCAUGGGAAUUUAUAAUUCCGCCAAAUCUUGCGAUAAGCGGUAUAUAUACUCCAGAAGAUUUAGAUAGACGAUUUCACGACGAUCAAAUUAUGUUUCUUACGAAGCAGCCACUAACUACAAGCUUCUUAGACGAGGAAGCUCAAAAAGAAAUUACGGAAACAAUACAACCAAAUACAAAACCAACAUGGAAAUAUACAGGUCCGGAAUUUCUUGGGACAAGCGGUGCAGAUAAACAAGAAGAUUUAAAUAAACUUCACGACAAAAUUAUGUUUCCUAUAAAGCAGCCAGUUGAACUAAACACAUUUGCACAUGACAUGGCAGGACAACCAGUUAAUAACCAAGGCUCCUCGAUUUCAAAUCUCUUAGAUGAGACAGCUAAAAAAUUUACCUGGGCUAAAAUAUGGGAUUCGAUACAGACAUUCGGACGUGCUUGCGCAGCAAUUAUUGGAUUUUUAUUUAUUUGCCGAGUAAUUAAAUUUGCAGGGGAUAUAAUUGUACGUGGAUAUACGCUUCAUCGUGUACACGGAUGGAGUAUACAUUUACUGCGUGCUAUUUCGGAUUCUCGUACCAAUGAGUUUCUUGCUUUGGGUAAAAAUAAAGAAGAAACAAGUAAGGAAGAAACAUUAGAAGGGAUACUCAUUGCAAAUGCUCGAAAAGAAGUUAACGGCGCACAUACUGAAUUAAACAGUAGUGCAUUAUACUCACCACUUAACAUAAAAGAAUCAAAGAAGCAGGUUAAUUUUAAAUAUCCUAUUCACAAAAAAUAAACAGACGGUGUAAGAGCUCUAUAACAGCACACACAGUAAUGUAUACAGUAAGAAAAAAUACCAAACAGAAAACAAUUAAAAAAAUUUGUUUAAAUAUAUAACGUACAUACAUACAUAUAUAAUAUUCAAU
Molecule: messenger RNA, 1128 nt
Organism: Wasmannia auropunctata (little fire ant)
Lineage: Eukaryota; Metazoa; Arthropoda; Insecta; Hymenoptera; Formicidae
Exons: 3
Coding region: 108-998 (296 amino acids)
Source: RefSeq, a predicted model, not a curated record